AUCCAAUUAUGAUGCCUCAACUAGCGACCAAUGCUAUCUUUGUAGUACCCCUAGCUUUAGCACUUGUACUUUGCUUCACUCCGGCCACCUUCGCCGGAGUUCUCUACCCACAAUUCUAUGACUUCUCAUGCCCACAAGCCAAAGAUAUCGUUAACUCGGUUGUUUCGAAGGCGGUUGCAAAAGAUGCUCGUAUGGCCGCGUCAUUGCUUCGUCUGCAUUUUCAUGAUUGCUUUGUUAAGGGUUGUGAUGGAUCAAUACUACUGGAUAGCAGUGGAACAAUAACCAGUGAGAAGAGAUCGGUCCCUAAUCGUGAUUCGAUUAGAGGAUUCGAAGUCGUUGACGAGAUCAAAUCUUCGCUUGAGAAAGCGUGUCCGGAGACUGUUUCUUGUGCCGAUAUCUUGGCGUUGGCCGCUAGAGAUUCGACUCUUUUGACCGGUGGGCCAAGUUGGGAUGUUCCAUUGGGAAGAAGGGACUCACUAGGUGCAAGCUUGAGCGGCUCAAACCAGAACAUACCAGCCCCAAACAACACCUUCCAAACAAUCCUCACCAAAUUCAAGCUCAAGGGUCUCCACAUUAUCGAUUUCGUAGCACUUUCAGGAAGUCACACAAUCGGAAACGCUAGGUGCACCAGCUUCCGGCAAAGACUGUACAACAACUCCGGCAACGGGCAACCGGAUUUCUCUUUAGAACAAUCGUAUGCUGCCCGACUUCGUGUAAACUGUCCGAGAUCCGGUGGUGAUCAGAAUUUGUUCGCCAUGGAUCCUGGAUCGCCGAGAAAGUUUGAUAAUGGAUAUUAUAAGAAUUUGAUUGGUUUGAAGGGGUUGUUGAGCUCCGAUGAGAUGCUGUAUACGCAGAAUCAAGAGACUAUGGAAUUGGUGAAACGUUAUGCGGCGAAUCAAAAUGAGUUUUUUGAUCAGUUUGCGAAGUCGAUGAUUAAGAUGGGGGAUAUAGCUCCAUUGACAGGAAACCAUGGAGAGAUUAGAAGGAUUUGUAGGAGGAUUAAUGGUUGAUUGAAUCCUGAUUUGUGUGUUUGUAAUUUGUAAAUGUGCUCGCUUUUUUUUUUUUUUUUGUGAAGUGG
This is a messenger RNA of Lactuca virosa, 1078 nucleotides long. NCBI's taxonomy places the organism in Eukaryota, Viridiplantae, Streptophyta, Magnoliopsida, Asterales, Asteraceae. The record is from the annotation of a GenBank genome assembly.